AUGUUCCUGGCUACUUUAGGAUUUAAAACAGAUACAAUUUUUAAAACGGUACUUGCUGCAUGCACGGAUAGUGAGAGUAAUAAAGUAGUAACACCAAAUGCCGAUAAAAGGGGCAAGCAUCCAAAUCAUCAUAAGAAAAACCUAGAUUUACUUGAAUCUCACAUACUUUCGUUUAAGCCUAGACUUUCACACUAUAGGAGAUACUACGCUUCGAAUAGAAUAUAUCUACCGUAUGAUCUUAGCAUAAACCUAAAACAUCCCAAUCACAAAAUAGUUAACGAAACCUACAGACAAGUGGUUAAUUCAAUGAAUAUUGGUUUUACUGAAGAUUCACCAGAAAAAUGUGGGACCUAUGUGGAGUAUAAAGUGAUGAAUCCAACACCAGAAAAUGUUUUGUUGAAAAACAUGCAUCUUUUAAAAGUAAACUCUAUUUUAGUUUUUAUCAUGUAUCUACUUAUAAAGGUAGGCACAUACUACUCGCAUCACACGAAAGCGACGGAUCGCAUUUUUAGUGCCAUGUUAUCUUAA
This is a messenger RNA of Psylliodes chrysocephalus, 528 nucleotides long. Lineage: Eukaryota; Metazoa; Arthropoda; Insecta; Coleoptera; Chrysomelidae. The record is from the annotation of a GenBank genome assembly.